Molecule: messenger RNA, 255 nt
Organism: Peniophora sp. CBMAI 1063
Lineage: Eukaryota; Fungi; Basidiomycota; Agaricomycetes; Russulales; Peniophoraceae
Source: the annotation of a GenBank genome assembly
AUGUGCAACCUCGAUACCGAAGGAACCCAGCACGGCUGCGGCCACUAUGUUAUCACCAAGAAGCUCAGGAAGAACGACUGUGGCAGCAGGUGGUGUGCCGCGUCCGUCGCGCACCCAAAGGACUGCCGCAACUGUCAGUGCGACAAGUUCCUGGGGCCCGACGCCAGUGAGACCAUCACAUGCCGCACAGACGAGUACUGCUCGACGUGCCACUACUGGUAUCGCGGCCCCGGACGCGCAAUCCGUGCCCAAUGA